CCCUCUUCCGCGCGCGACGCUGAUGGGUCGUUAGCGGAUACGGUGGCCGCGGGGGUGGUGUCAGCGGCCUCUGCCAGGCUUGGCGCCCGGCUCGGAGCCUGACUCGGCCCUCUCGUCUGGCAGCCGCGGUUCCACCAUGGCUCCCAAAGGCGGCUCCAAGCAGCAGUCCGAGGAGGACCUGCUCCUGCAGGAUUUCAGCCGCAACCUCUCGGCCAAGUCCUCGGCGCUCUUCUUCGGGAACGCCUUCAUCGUGUCCGCCAUCCCCAUUUGGCUAUACUGGCGAAUAUGGCAUAUGGAUCUUAUUCAGUCUGCUGUUCUGUAUAGUGUGAUGACCCUAGUAAGCACAUAUUUGGUAGCCUUUGCAUACAAAAAUGUGAAAUUUGUUCUCAAGCACAAAGUAGCACAGAAGAGGGAGGAUGCUGUUUCCAAAGAAGUGACUCGAAAACUUUCUGAAGCUGAUAACAGAAAGAUGUCUCGGAAGGAGAAAGAUGAAAGAAUCUUGUGGAAGAAGAAUGAAGUUGCUGAUUAUGAAGCUACAACAUUUUCCAUCUUCUAUAAUAACACCCUAUUUCUGGUCUUGGUCAUUGUUGCGUCCUUCUUUAUAUUGAAGAACUUCAACCCCACAGUGAACUACAUUUUGUCCAUAAGUGCUUCGUCGGGCCUCAUCGCCCUCCUGUCUACUGGCUCCAAGUAGAGCACGUCAGCUUCCCUCCACCGCCCUGGCUUUGUGUCUAUGGGUGGCCUGUGGUAUAUGGAAAAGUAGCAGGGUGGUCAGGGUGGAAGACACACAAGCUGUUUUUGUAAAAGUCUGGAGUUUGAGGGUUUGAAAAACCCAACAAAAUGUAAUUCAAUAUUUGUCUAUUGGCUCUUUUUUUUUUUUGACAGAUUGUUGAAAUUAAAUGAAUUGAAAGGGAAA
Lagenorhynchus albirostris (white-beaked dolphin) is the source of this 916-nucleotide messenger RNA. RefSeq names its product signal sequence receptor subunit 3 (gene SSR3). Gene Ontology annotation, cellular component: endoplasmic reticulum; membrane. The transcript is spliced from 5 exons. Lineage: Eukaryota; Metazoa; Chordata; Mammalia; Artiodactyla; Delphinidae. The record is from RefSeq and is a predicted model, not a curated record. Gene Ontology annotation, biological process: SRP-dependent cotranslational protein targeting to membrane. Bases 137 to 694 code for a protein of 185 amino acids.